UCUCAGCGGGAUCUCGCCUGCACAGAGGACCGAUUGGGCUUCUGAUAAAGAGACGGUUUCAGACAUGGGGAACUCCACAGGCUGCACCGUGGACGAUCUGCAGGCCGUUGAGAUGCAUCUCUGGUACAAGAAGUUCAUGACCGAGUGUCCUUCAGGUCAGUUAACGCUCCACGAGUUCAAGCAGUUCUUCGGGCUCCGAGGUCUCGAUCCAGAGGCCAACGCUUACAUCGAACAGAUGUUUCGCACCUUCGAUAUGAACAAGGAUGGUUAUAUCGACUUCAUGGAGUACGUAGCGGCACUAAGUCUCGUAAUGAGAGGAAAAAUGGAGCACAAACUGCGCUGGUACUUCAGACUUUAUGACGUGGAUGGCAACGGCUGCAUAGACCGACAUGAGCUGCUCAAUAUCAUAAAGGCUAUCCGAGCCAUUAACGGCAGCGAUUCUCAGGAAGUGAGCGCUGAAGAGUUCACCAACCGCGUGUUUGAGAGGAUCGAUGCAAACGGAGACGGUGAGCUGUCGCUGGAGGAGUUUGUAGAAGGAGCACGGCGAGAUGAAGAGUUCAUGGAGGUGAUGAUGAAGAGUUUGGACCUCAGUCACAUUGUGGCCAUGAUCCACAACCGCAGGAACAGCGUGUAAGAGCUAGAACCUCAACAAAAGUGUGAGAACUUUUUAACAAGCAGAGAGAACGUUAUAGCUGGGCUGCGCUCUGGUACUGACUCCGACACACUCCUGUGAAUUCACUUCUUAUUUCUUAAAGUAGUUAGAAGAUUUCCUGACACAGUUUCCUUUCCAAAACAUAGUCUACUAGCAUUACCAGCUAGUUAGCAAGUCGGUAAUUUAUGCUAUGUUUAAACACGGUCACGGAUUUUACAAGAAGAAAAUAAACGCCGCACUCUCAUGUCACAGCCACGACUUUCUUAAGUGUUCACAAAUUGACACAAUGUUGUUUUUCAACAUGGUGGAACUCACAGACGUUAGCAGUUGAUGCUAAGUCUAAAUACAUUAAAAUACUAGCCAAAAAAGUAUCUUACUACCAACACAUCUGAGGUAAAUGUUGAUGUUCCUGAUAAUUCUGUCUCCUUUUCACUAUCACUGUGUUUUCACAUUGCCCAUUUAAACAACUUAACGGCUGCCUGCUAGCGGGACACGUCAUAAUUUUAGCCAUACUGAACAUUUCCUUAGUAAUUUGCCAACACAUCUGAGAGAAAUGUUGAUAUUCCUGAUAGAUUUGUCCUGUUUUCACUCACUGUGUCCUAACCUUAGCCAUAUAAACGAUUUACCACAUGCAUGCUAGCUAGCAUAAUCAUAAUUUUAGCCUCAUAAUGUCUCUUAUUAGUAAUAUAAUAACAUAUCUGAGGAAAAUGUUUAUAUUCCUGAUAGUUUGGUCUUGUUUCUAUUAUCACUCUCUCCUUACACUGUGUAGAAAUGACUUAGCAGCUACAUGCUAGCUAGAUAAAUGAUAAUUCUAGUCAUAUAGUUUUUUUUUUCUUAAUAAUUUACCAACACAUCUGAGGGAAAUGUUGAUGUUCUCGAUAGUUCUGUUACGUUUCCAUUGUCACUGUCUUCACACAUAAAAGGUUUAUUGGUUACAUGUUGCAUGGCUAAAUUGCUAGCCUGAGUUAUUAGCUUGCUUCUGCUCUGUGUAUAUAUUCCCCAACUUUACCCACUGAAACGGUGAACAUACACCUUCUGUUCGUUCUUCCCCUCAAAAACAGUACUGGAACGCAGCCUUGUAACGUCACUGAGUGUGUCCAAAGAGCUUGGAACUUGUAUGUUAUAUGUAUAUAUGUAUAUAUGAUUAUCAUUAUUACUUUCAUGAGGUAGAAAUUUAUAUUUGAGAAUAAAACACAAGACAAGACUUAAGUCAAGCCGGUUUACUUUUGUAAGGAUGUGAAGUGACUAUGUGCUAGAAAACAUUGCUGUGGGGCUGAAGUCUAGCACAGUGUGCUUAUUUCCCUGUUCAUAAACACCUGAUUCAAUCAUAGAUACACAUUUUAGAGCCUUUACCAUAGGACUGUGUUGAUUUUGCCCAUUUUUAAAUAUUUUUUAUACAGACUUGCCAACCUUUAUGGGAUCUGCAUACACUGAAUGAGCAAUCUUCUUUUUUUAAACCCUCAAUAAAAAUAGCAGAGAAGACAAUCUGGAACGACUGACAGUUGCGUAGACGAUUGUAACUCUCCGAUAGUAACUUAAGCCCCGCCCCCUUCCCUCUAUCUCAGAAAAGUAAUUUCUUGUCUCGACUCAAUUUUCCCGCCGGCGACGCACCCUCCUCGCUUUGUGUCACGGUAAACGGAUAUGAACGUUUAUUAAUGAGUUCAUUAAUGUGAAAUAAAAUCAGUCGGUCUAUCCACUUAGCUAACAUUAAACAAUUAUAUAGUUAACAUCACGUAGCUAUAUUUAUUAGGGACGCACCAAAAUUUCAGCUACCAAAAACGGUUAAAAACGGCAGUUUUGGCGUUUUUUUCCCCCUGAAAGAGUUUUUUUUUUUUUAACGAGGGACAUUAGACAAGAAAUUUCAAUUAAAUAAAAAAAAGUAUAUAAAAUAUGUUUUGUUUGUUUUUUUUACUAUUUACUGUGUUUUUAUUUCCCUUCUUUUCUAGAGACUACUCAUGAUUCCUCUCUGGGGUUAGCAGGACUGGAUUUGAGAUACAGUUGGAUUUCAUUCGAUUUCAUAAGAAUUAUGUAAACACUAACCCCGCCUCUAACCAUAAUCUUUGUAAUUCACGUGUUAGAAAUUUGACUAUAGACGAGAGCAUGGAGAGAAUUUAAGGUAUUUAGGUUUUCUGCAGAGAACUGAAUCUUUCCAAUUUUUAACAUUUAAUUACCAAUUAACAUACUACAACAUCGUAAACUGCACUCAAAUUCUUAAAAAUGGGACCGAAUUGCCUGAAUUGACUUGCGUAGCUCCACAUCAUCAAAAUAAAUAACGCAUUAACGUAGCUAGCUAACGUUCACAGAGAGAAUUAGCUAGCUAAAUUUUGCGAAUGAUUCUUCGAGUAACUCCAGACGAUACAUACAUACGCUAACGUCAGUUAUUCUUGUAAAUUUUAAAAGUGCUGAAAUAUAAAACGUCUCAACACAACACUUAAUUUCCGGAAAUUGUUCAUACAGUCAUUCGAUUUUACACACUGUAAAGCUACUAUUGGUCUCUGAUGUGUAUAUCUGAUGUUAGAGCAGGAAAAUCACGACUGUGCUGGAGUCCCGAUGCCCAAUUUUCUCUACCUGUAUUGUGUACACUGGUUAUUAAUGGAUAAAUUGUUAAAAAUGAGCUUUAUUUGAUAUAAUUUUAAUAUAAACAAUGUCGGUUCAGUAAAGUAAAGCUAGCUCUAACGCAUUCUGUGCCUUGUGUAACAGAAAUUACAGAACUCGUGUUGACCUGCUUGUGCUUUUUAUUUCUACAAUAAAAAAAAAUCUUAACUCUGAAAUAUGUGGUGUGUGGUUUCUAUGAUUUACACACUGACUAAGUGUGGUCCAUCUGUUGGUCUGCACAAAGUAUUGGCACCCCCAUCUACCCAUGGAGCGCGGUCCUGAUACAUCCACUGCUGAGGCGUUGUUAGUAAAAGAUCAUCGUGGGUGGAUGUGAUAAAGUGGAAACUCGGUGUAUUUGUUCAUGGCUAAUAAUAGGACAUGAGACGAGAUGAGUCAGUUUCUAAACUCUUUUAGCUUCUUCUUCUGUUACUAUGACAACGAUGAUUUCCACAGAGAUGCAGGAAUGAAUGAAACACUGUUCACAAAAGCAGCAUCGUCUCUUUAAAGUAAAAAAAAAAAAAACCCAAAAAAAAAAAGACAAAAGCAAAGUGAAGGCGUGAGAACGAGUUAGCACUUUAACCAUGACUUCCUCUUAUGGUUUUCUUUUUCACUGCAUCAGCUCUGCUCACUUUCCCUUUAAAGAGUCUUACUACUGUGUCCAGUGUUACAUCACGUCCCGUUCUCGUGUUUAGUGAGUUUGGUCUGUUUUAAUGUCACGUUCCAGAUGAUGGACAAACAUCUGGAUUCCUUUGGAUAUUUCUAAAAGGAGUCUGAAUGUAGAAUAAUAAAUAGAUUAAAAGAUAAAUAAAGAAAGGUUUAAAAAAAAUCCCUAGUGAAACUUAGAAUGCAAAAUAAUGAGGAUAAACUUGGAACAUAAUUCAUACAUGCUAAAUUAAUAAAAGCACUAUGUUUAUUGUAUGUUUAAGAAAAAAAAGAAAACACAUAAAAGAAAAGCUCAAAAAAAAAACCAAAAAAAAAAAAAACAACCCACUACAACUACAACUGCGUCCUGAAACUCCACACGGUGCAUUUUAUAUAUAAAGAUCAUGCUGUAUAUAUAUAAAGGAUCACGCUGAUGGAGGAUGUAAUAAUUGUCUUUAAAGCAUUGUCUUUAAUCACAGAUCUACAGUUACUGACAUGGAGGACACACAUUAUCACACAGCCGGUUAUAGACACAGAGGUGAUUAAGAUCACAGUGUGAAGAGUAAAACCAGCUCAAGGUAUCAUCAACAUCCUCGUUUUGUCAGACACCUGCUCAGACAGGUUCACACUCGUUACGCAGAACAGCAUGAGCUGAUUUCCACUUUGAUGGAAGUGUGGAAAUAGCAGAAACGUUGAAACCUCGUCAAGACAAAAGCUGACCAGUCCAUCGCCAGCAUCACAUCAGCUGUCCAUGCCACGAAGGAGCCGACGAACCAGUGAACAAUGUGUGAUGAGUUACAGGAGGUGAUGAAAGCACAGCGUGACUAACAGCCUGAAUCGAAUUC
Messenger RNA from Pangasianodon hypophthalmus (striped catfish), 4734 nucleotides. RefSeq names its product guanylate cyclase activator 1A (gene guca1aa). NCBI's taxonomy places the organism in Eukaryota, Metazoa, Chordata, Actinopteri, Siluriformes, Pangasiidae. The transcript is spliced from 4 exons. The record is from RefSeq and is a predicted model, not a curated record. Gene Ontology annotation, molecular function: calcium sensitive guanylate cyclase activator activity; calcium ion binding. The coding region runs from base 65 to 634 and encodes 189 amino acids.